Molecule: messenger RNA, 843 nt
Organism: Pediculus humanus corporis (human body louse)
Lineage: Eukaryota; Metazoa; Arthropoda; Insecta; Psocodea; Pediculidae
Exons: 3
Coding region: 1-843 (280 amino acids)
Biological process (GO): regulation of lipid biosynthetic process
Cellular component (GO): cytosol
Source: RefSeq, a predicted model, not a curated record
AUGUCUGUGGUGGAAGAGAAGAGAAGAGAAAAGAAAAGAAAAGAAAGAUGGAGUCGUGUGAAAUCGAAUCGCAGGCAACGUGGCAACCACGAAGAACCCGAAUUUUCAAACCAAAGCAUAAUGAAUGCUAUGGAAAAGUUUGUUAGCACGGUGCAAGAAAUGGACGAAACCAUUUUGGUGCCCUGCCGGUUGAUGGACUUGAAAAUCGGGGACGCAUCCGAUACGACACCCAUCGGAGAUGCAAAAACGGAAGUACAAAACAUGAUGAAACACGCGGAUUUGUAUUCCCUCUACACGAUGAUCAACACGGUGAAAAACGAAUUGCUUUGGGGUCACAAUAAUUCGCCGUCGUCGGAUGAACCCAUCGGACCUUUUUUCGUGCCUGGCGUCGUCGUCGGAUCGAAUUACCUUCAAUCAUCGGGAGCAUCAUCCAUGCCUUCAACUCACACGACAUCAAAUUCUUCAACGACGACCGCAAAUUUUUCUAGCCUACCAAAUACAAAAACGCACAGUAGGAAUUCAUCCGCGUCAAACAUCAAACCGGAGAAAAGUGGAAACAGCAGUAGCAACAGCAGCAGCAGCAAUCAUCAGAGGAGACCAUCCACGGGUUCUCUCGUUUCGACUCAUUCCAUGACGAGCAUGAGUUUGUCGGACACGGAUUCGGAAACCGGAAACGAAAACGAUUCCGGUAUCGAAGAUGGUAACGCCGUCGAUCCGACCGUUAAAAUCGCCCUAAAUUUUCGCAGGCACCUCACGGGUUUGCACAAAUCCCUAGAGCAGAUGACCCAAGCGGCGAGUUACCUGACACAAAGGUAUCAGCACGACGUGGGAGGAAACGUCUGA